AUGAAGGAGCUAGUCAAAAACAUCCAGUUCGGCGUCAUGUCGAAGCAGGAGAUUGUGAACCUCGCGGAACUGGAGGUCAUCACACGCGAUAUCUAUGACAUGCCGAACCGGCAGCCACGCACUGGUGGUGUGCUGGACCGGCGUCUGGGUGUGAGCGACAAGCUAAGUACGUGUGAGACUUGUGGACACCGCAUGGCCGACUGUGUCGGUCACUAUGGCUAUAUCAAGCUGGUGCUGCCCGUGUUCCACGUCGGCUUCUUUAAGCAUGUGGUGAGUAUUCUACAGAUGGUGUGCAAGUCGUGCGCGCGCAUUCUGCUUGAAGAACCGGACCGCCGGAAAUUUCUGCGGCGCUUCCGCCGCCCGGGCCUGGAGAAUUUACAGCGCACGCAGACAUUCAAGGCUGUGAAUGCUGUAGCGCGCAAGACGCUCUAUUGCCCCUACUGUGGGGCGACGAAUGGCACUGUGAAGAAGGCGGGCGUGCUCAAAGUGGUGCACGAAAAGUUCCGGCAGAAGAAGACGGAGGAGGAAAUGCUCGAGUUCCGCCGCACAUUCAUGACGGCCGUCAGCAUGGGAAAUGGCGAGCUGGCACCGCACCUCGGCAAGGCACAGGAGGACCUGAACCCCCUUCGUGUCCUUGACUUGUUCCGACGCAUCUCCGACGAGGACUGUGAGCUGCUCGGUCUCAAGCCGCAGUUCGGGCGCCCCGAGGAGUAUAUCUGGCAGUAUAUUUGUGUACCGCCCGUGUGUAUUCGCCCCAGUGUGGCACAGGACGGCGCGACGAACGAGGACGACCUGACCGUGAAGUUGACCGAAAUUGUAUUUACGAACAACAUCAUCAAGUCGGGCCUCACGAAAGGCAGCAAAGGUACAACUACCGCGCAACUGGUAGAGCAAUGGGACUUCUUGCAGCUCAGCGUCGCGCUGUACAUCAACUCGGAGAUGCCGGGUGUGCCGCCGAUGAGUGGGCACAAACCGAUCCGCGGGUUCUGCCAGCGCCUCAAAGGCAAGCAGGGCCGCUUCCGUGGAAACCUAAGCGGCAAGCGCGUGGACUUUUCUGGACGCACGGUCAUCUCGCCGGACCCCAACCUGGCUAUCGAUGAGAUUGCCGUUCCUGAGCGCGUCGCCAAAACGCUCACAUAUCCAGAGCGCGUGUUUGCGCACAAUAUCGAGACGAUGCGCGAAGCUGUUCGCAACGGCACCGACAGGCACCCUGGAGCCAACUACCAUAUUAAUGGGCGCGAUGGCUUCAAGCGCUUCUUGAAGUUCCCGGGCAUGCGCGAAGACAUUGCUGCCAACCUGCGCGUCGGCGAUGUGGUCGAGCGGCACAUCCGCGACGGCGACAUUGUCCUGUUCAACCGUCAGCCGUCGCUGCAUAAGCUGUCGAUCAUGUGCCAUCGAGUCAAGGUGCGUCCCUGGCGCACUUUCCGCCUGAACGAGUGCGUCUGCAACCCGUAUAAUGCAGACUUCGAUGGCGACGAGAUGAAUAUGCACGUCCCGCAGACGGAGGAGGCGCGCACUGAGGCGCUCACCCUCAUGGGCGUCAAACACAAUCUGGUGACGCCGCGCAACGGUGAACCGAUUAUCGCCGCCAUCCAGGACUUUAUCACGGCUUCGUUCUUGCUCUCACGACGCGAUCGGUUUUUUACGCGAGCGCAGUUCACGCAAUUGUGUUCGUACUUUGCGGACGGCACGGUGCGGGUUGAUCUGCCUCCGCCUGCGAUCCAGAAGCCCGUGCGUCUGUGGACAGGCAAGCAGCUGUUCAGCUGCCUGAUCCGGCCAAACAAGAGCUCCCCGGUCUUGGUGAACGUCGAGGCGCGCUGCCGCACCUUUGAGAAGCCGCGUGAUGGGCACCCGAAGGAAAUGUCGCCCAACGAUGGUUACCUCGUGAUCCAAAACAGCGAGGUGCUGUGUGGUGUCAUGGACAAGGCGACCGUGGGUGACGGCAACAAGCACUCUGUCUUCGGCGUUAUCUUGCGCGACUAUGGCCCUGACGCGACCAUUGCAGCGAUGAACCGUCUUGCCAAAACCUGCGCCCGUUGGCUCUCAAACCAGGGCUUCUCGCUCGGCAUUAGCGACGUGACGCCCGGUCAAAGGCUGCGCGAUACCAAAGACCGCCACGUGCGGGACGCGUAUGCCCAGUGUACAGACCUGAUCGAGCUGGCAAAGCGAGGCAAGCUUGAGAAUCUGCCCGGCUGUGACCAGGAACAGACGCUAGAGAGCAAGAUCUCUGGUGUCCUCAGCAGCGUGCGCAGUGAUGUGGGCGAAAUCUGUAUGACCGAGCUCAGUCGCCACAACGCGGCAUUGCUCAUGGCCGUGUGUGGGUCCAAGGGCUCAAAAAUUAACGUCGCACAGAUGGUGGCCUGUGUCGGGCAGCAAAUUAUUUCAGGCUCGCGUGUUCCGAAUGGCUUCCAGGACCGCUCGCUGCCGCACUUCCCGAAAAAGUCUAAGGACCCGCCGUCCAAGGGCUUCGUGCGCAACAGCUUUUUCUCCGGCCUUGAGCCGACUGAGUUCCUGUUCCACGCGAUCAGCGGCCGCGAGGGUCUUGUCGAUACCGCAGUGAAGACGGCCGAAACAGGCUAUAUGCAACGCCGUCUGAUGAAGGCGCUCGAGGACCUGUCGACCCACUAUGACUUUUCUGUCCGCAACUCCGUCGGGGGCGUCGUGCAAUUCUUGUAUGGUGACGACGGCCUCGACCCAGCCGAGCUCGAGGGCAAUGCGCUGCCGGUCGACUACCUCCGCACCUUCAAACACGCGGCCGCGAAGACCGCGCAUAUCGAGAGCCGAUCACUCCUGCCAUUUGAAAUUAUUGAGAUUGUUCGUCGGGUCUUAAGUGAAGACCGCUUUGAGCGUGUCUGUACAUCCAAGUACAUUGAGGAGGUACGCGCAUUCUGCUACGUGGAGUUGGCGCAGCGUGUGGCAGCCAUCCGCGAGGCCUACGGUAUGUACCCGGCCCUGGAGCGCGAUGGCGACUGGGACAUGGACACCGAUCUGUCACUGGGCGCUGAGGCGGCGCAGCGCGCCAUUGUGGAGAACAAAGCGCGUGUCUCGGAGGCGAACCUGUUGGAGUUCUUGGACCUGUGCUGGGAGAAGUACAUGCGCGCCAAGAUCGAGCCAGGGUCGGCUGUGGGUGCGGUGGGCGCGCAGUCAAUCGGUGAACCUGGCACACAGAUGACUCUCAAGACGUUCCACUUUGCGGGUGUCGCCUCCAUGAACGUCACUCUAGGUGUGCCCCGCAUCAAGGAGAUCAUCAAUGCGGCCAAGUCCAUCAACACGCCCAUCAUUGCUGCAAAACUGGUAAGCGAGAAGAGUGAGCAGGCUGCCCGCAUUGUUAAGGGACGCAUUGAGAAGACGUUCCUGGGCGACGUGGCCUCCAUGAUCGAAGAGGUAUGGUCUGGCCACUCCACCUGCCUACGGGUGCAUAUUGAUAUGGAUGCGAUCCAAAAGCUACAGCUGGAGGUCACUCUUGACGAUAUCAAACGCGCUGUUAUUGCCAUACCCCGCCUCAAGAUCCGUGAUGAACGUGUGAUGAUUCUGCCAGAGAUGAACCGCCUCGACAUCUACAUUCAUCCAGAGGACAAGGAACGGGACGUGUACUUUGCGCUCAAGCAUCUCAAGCGUCUGCUUCCGAAGGUCGUCAUCAAGGGCAUUCCAAAUGCAACUCGUGCCGUUAUCAGCGAUGAGAAGGGCGAGCGCAAGCUCCUCGUCGAAGGGUAUGGCCUGAAGGAAGUCAUGACGACUGAGGGCGUCGUUGGGACCCAAACAUAUACGAACCAUGUUAUGGAAAUGCAACAAGUGCUGGGUAUUGAGGCAGCACGCAAUUCCAUCUACCGUGAGAUUGACUACACAAUGGCCAGCCACGGUAUGUCAAUUGAUCCUCGUCACGUAAUGCUCCUGGCCGACGUGAUGACAUACAAGGGUGAAGUCCUGGGUAUCACUCGCUUUGGCGUCGCCAAGAUGAAGGACUCGGUCCUGAUGCUUGCGUCGUUCGAGAAGACGACUGAUCACCUAUUUGAUGCGGCCCUCUACGGUAAAUCUGACUCUAUCGCCGGUGUGAGUGAAAGCAUUAUUAUGGGCAACCCUGCUCAAACGGUGGGAACCGGCAUGCCUGCUCUGAUUAGCCCAGCUCCUGUCUUACCUCCGUGCCGCCCCUUGGUCUUUGACACUGAUAACCUCUCCACAAUAGCUGUUUAG
Molecule: messenger RNA, 4191 nt
Organism: Malassezia sympodialis ATCC 42132
Lineage: Eukaryota; Fungi; Basidiomycota; Malasseziomycetes; Malasseziales; Malasseziaceae
Gene: RPO31
Exons: 2
Coding region: 1-4191 (1396 amino acids)
Biological process (GO): DNA-templated transcription
Molecular function (GO): DNA binding; DNA-directed RNA polymerase activity
Source: RefSeq, a predicted model, not a curated record